Messenger RNA from Marmota flaviventris (yellow-bellied marmot), 2745 nucleotides. It is a transcript of the gene Cdh4, whose product is annotated as cadherin 4. Gene Ontology annotation, cellular component: plasma membrane; catenin complex; adherens junction. Gene Ontology annotation, molecular function: calcium ion binding; beta-catenin binding; cadherin binding. Gene Ontology annotation, biological process: adherens junction organization; cell migration; multicellular organism development. The record is from RefSeq and is a predicted model, not a curated record. Lineage: Eukaryota; Metazoa; Chordata; Mammalia; Rodentia; Sciuridae.
AUGACCGCGGGCUCCGGCGUGCUCCUGGUGCUGCUCUCGCUCUCCGGCGCGCUCCGGGCCCAUGAGGAUCUUACAGCCAGGGAGACCUGCAAGGCUGGAUUCUCAGAAGAAGGUUACACGGCAUUAAUCUCCCCAGAUAUUCUGCAAGGAGAGAGGCUGCUCAAAGUUGAGUUCAGCAGCUGUCUGGGGAGCCAGGGGAUGCAAUAUGAGACCAACAGCCUGGACUUCAAAGUCGGGGCAGACGGGACAGUCUACGCCACCCGGGAGCUGCGCAUCCCCUCUGAGCAGGUGGCCUUCACAGUGACCGCAAGGGACCGCCGGACAGCUGAGCAAUGGGACGCCGUGGUGCGGCUGCUGGUGGCCCAGACCCGGUCCUCGCACCCUGGACACAAGAGAGGAAAGAAGAAAGACGUGACCCUGGACCCCUCCCAGCCCCCAAGGGACAUGCUGCUGCCCUGGCCUCCGCACCAGCGCUCCGGGGGACUGAGGCGGCAGAAGCGAGACUGGGUCAUCCCCCCCAUCAACGUGCCGGAGAACUCACGCGGGCCCUUCCCGCAGCAGCUCGUGAGGAUCCGGUCUGACAAAGACAACGACAUUCCCAUUCGGUAUAGCAUCACGGGCGUGGGCGCCGACCAGCCCCCCAUGGAGGUCUUCAGCAUCGACUCCAUGUCUGGACGCAUGUACGUCACGAGGCCCAUGGACCGGGAGGAGCGAGCCUCUUACCACCUCCGGGCCCACGCGGUGGACAUGAACGGCAACAAGGUGGAGAACCCCAUCGACCUGUACAUCUACGUCAUCGACAUGAAUGACAACCGCCCCGAGUUCCUGAACCAGGUCUACAACGGCUCCGUGGAUGAAGGCUCCAAGCCAGGCACCUACGUGAUGACAGUCACAGCCAAUGACGCGGAUGACAGCACCACAGCCAACGGCAUGGUGCGGUACCGGAUUGUGACCCAGACCCCUCAGAGCCCAUCCCAGAACAUGUUCACCAUCAACAGCGAGACAGGGGACAUCGUGACGGUGGCAGCAGGCCUGGACCGAGAGAAAGUGCAGCAGUACACGGUCAUCGUGCAGGCCACCGACAUGGAAGGCAACCUCAACUACGGGCUCUCAAACACGGCCACGGCCAUCAUCACGGUGACAGACGUGAACGACAACCCCCCUGAAUUCACCACGAGCACAUUUGCAGGGGAGGUCCCUGAAAACCGGGUGGAGACGGUGGUCGCCAACCUCACCGUGAUGGACCGCGACCAGCCCCACUCGGCAAACUGGAACGCCGUCUACCGCAUCAUCAGCGGGGACCCGUCGGGGCACUUCAGCAUCCGCACAGACCCUGUCACCAACGAGGGCAUGGUCACUGUGGUGAAGGCCGCAGACUACGAGCUGAACAGGGCCUUCAUGCUGACGGUGAUGGUGUCCAACCAGGCGGCCCUGGCCAGCGGGAUCCAGAUGUCCUUCCAGUCCACGGCAGGGGUGACCAUCUCGGUCACUGACAUCAACGAGGCGCCCUACUUCCCGUCCAACCACAAGCUCAUCCGCCUGGAGGAGGGCGUGCCGGCAGGCACUGCGCUCACCACCUUCUCCGCAGUGGACCCUGACCGCUUCAUGCAGCAAGCCGUGAGGUACUCCAAGCUCUCGGACCCCGCCAACUGGCUGCACAUUAACGCCUCCAACGGUCAGAUCACCACGGCUGCCGUCCUGGACCGCGAGUCGCUCUACAUCAGAAACAACGUCUAUGAGGCCACCUUCCUGGCUGCCGACAACGGGAUCCCCCCGGCCAGCGGCACUGGGACUCUGCAGAUCUACCUCAUCGACAUCAACGACAACGCGCCCGAGCUGCUGCCCAAGGAGGCGCAGAUCUGCGAGAAGCCAGGCCUCAACGCCAUCAACAUCACCGCUGCCGACGCCGACGUGGACCCCAACGUCGGCCCCUACGUCUUCGAGCUGCCCUUCGUCCCCGCCACGGUGCGGAAGAACUGGACCAUCACCCGCCUCAACGGUGACUACGCCCAGCUGAGCCUGCGCAUCCUGUACCUGGAGGCCGGGAUGUACGAUGUCCCUAUCACCGUCACCGACUCCGGGAACCCUCCCCUGUCCAACACCUCCAUCGUCAAGGUCAAGGUGUGCCCGUGUGACGAGAACGGCGACUGCACCACUGUGGGCGCCGUGGCGGCAGCCGGGCUGGGCACAGGCGCCAUCGUGGCCAUCCUCAUCUGCAUCGUCCUCCUGCUGACCAUGGUCCUGCUGUUUGUGGUGUGGAUGAAGCGGCGGGAGAAGGAGCGACACACCAAGCAGCUGCUCAUCGACCCCGAGGACGACGUGAGGGACAACAUCCUCAAGUACGACGAGGAGGGCGGAGGCGAGGAGGACCAGGACUAUGACCUCAGCCAGCUGCAGCAGCCGGAAGCCCUGGAGCACGUGCUGAGCAAGGCCCCUGGAGUGCGGCGGGUGGACGAGCGGCCAGUGGGCGCUGAGCCCCAGUACCCAGCCAGGCCUGUGGUACCCCACCCAGGUGACAUCGGGGACUUCAUCAACGAGGGACUUCGCGCCGCUGACAAUGACCCCACCGCACCGCCCUACGACUCCCUGCUGGUCUUCGACUACGAGGGCAGCGGCUCCACCGCGGGCUCCGUCAGCUCCCUGGGCUCGUCCAGCUCGGGGGACCAAGACUACGACUACCUGAACGACUGGGGGCCCCGCUUCAAGAAGCUGGCCGACAUGUACGGGGGCGGCGAGGAGGACUAG